Molecule: messenger RNA, 1043 nt
Organism: Bursaphelenchus okinawaensis
Lineage: Eukaryota; Metazoa; Nematoda; Chromadorea; Rhabditida; Aphelenchoididae
Source: the annotation of a GenBank genome assembly
AUGAUCUCGCGCUUCCUAUUGGAUUUUAGGAAGUGUUCGUCGUCAGUGGCAUCUUUAGCUAAGGUGGAUCCUUGGAAGAAGCGACUUCAGUUUGCCAAACCUCACAUCCAAAGAUUCGAAACUCCAGUCAGAAAGGUAUAUUACGCUCCAGAAUGGGAGUUGAAGAAGGUCGAAGAUCCAGACAAAGACAUUUACAGCCCGUUGAAGAAUUACGGUAUGACACCGGAGAAGUGGGAGUAUCAGAAUAAAGUAAGUUGGGUAGUAUUGUUAAGAGGAAAUGGUAGUAAAAGUAAUGUUUCUGGAGGUUGGUUGACAAAACAUUAUUAUUGUUUUGAAGUUAAGCAAAAGACGGGUGUUAAGAAGUAAAGGAUGGUGUAAAAGAAGUUGUCUUCACAUUGAUAUUCAACUUGUUUUAGGUAGUAUGGCCUCCUGGCUACGUCGUUCCAGAGACAGGCUUACCAAAGCCUCCAGAAGUGUACCACUGUAUCGAGAAUAUCCACUUCGCUCCUAAAAAGAUGUUCACCUCAUGUCAAUUUGCAUGGAGAAUGAAAGUGAAAGACGCUUUGAUCCAAUUGAAGUUUAAGGGCGGCAAGGUAGGUUAUAGAAUGUCAUCUUUCAAUAUUUGAUAGUAUAAGUUGACACUAAUGUCAGAAUUAUGUUUUUAAUAGUUUUUGUUUUAACUUGUAUAUGACAUUCAAAAUAGUAUAAUAUUAUAUUAUAAUCCUAUUCAGGGUACAUUAUUAAUGGCCGACGCGAUAGAACAAGCCAGGAAUCGUGCUCAGAACGAGUUCCACAUCAACAACCCGGACGACAUGUUUGUCGCCGAAGCCUUUGCCAUACAAUGUGCAAUCAAAAAAAGUCGGAAGCGACAUGCUCGUGAGAAUUGGAAUAUUACCCGCCAUCGCUUCAUUAAUGUGUUUGUGAGGUUGGAAGAAGGUGAACCUCCAGGGUACAAGUCAUCUAUACCUAUUAGCAACGGAUGGGACAAGAUGAGGGAGUACUACGCUUAUCUACGGUCGCGACAAAUUCAAUACUCAAUUUAG